AUGUUGCUGAGCGUUGCUGCUGCCGUGCUGCUGCUCUGCGUGCAGUGUCUGCACGGCUCUGCUCUUCCUGCCGUCUCCUCUUAUGAGUUCACCGCCUAUAGGAUGCAACAGUACGACUUGGCACAACAGAAGCAUGGUUGCCGUGGAGCCAUUGUUGUGGCGGAGGCACGCUCGGCAGACGAGCCGUCGCUGACCCGCCGCUGUGUUAUCAUGAAGGUGUCAGACUUCACAACUGAAAGAUACUUUGAGGCCCAGAGACAAAAUGCUGCUGCUGUACUGAUCCUUCUGCCCAAAAACACCUCCAGCAUCCCUCAUGACACAAUACAGUCUUUUAUGGUGAGCGAGAGCGAGACCUUGCAGAAGGAAACUCUGAUGCCGGUGUAUGUCGCACCAGAGGAUGAACAGCUGCUUUACAUGUACGAAGAGGUCAAGCAGGCUGCAGCUACACGGACCUCAUCCAUAUUUGUCAGAGUCCUUCGAAGUAUGGUCACAGCUACGGCCUUUCAGAUCUUAGUGAGCAACAACGCCCCCAUUAAGGCCAUCACUGACAAUGCUAUAGUCACACUGGAGGGAGUGCUUCCUGGAACAGGAGAAGACAUACCCACCAUCGUCAUCACCGCCCACUACGACUCCUAUGGGCUGGCCCCGUGGUUGUCAUAUGGAGCAGACUCCAAUGGCAGUGGAGUCAUCAUCCUGUUGGAGCUGGCACGUCUUUUCCAGAAACUUUAUAGCAGCCACAGCACCAGACCUCAAUAUCAUUUAAUGUUCUCUUUGACUGGAGGAGGAAAAUACAACUUCCUGGGCACAAAGAGAUGGAUUGAAGAGAAUCUAGAUCAUGCCGAGUCCAGCCUGCUCCAUGACAAUGUGGCGUUUGUUCUGUGUUUGGACACUCUGGCCUACGGGGAUGAACUGUACAUGCAUGUGUCUCGCCCUCCUAAGCCCGACACUCCCAUGCACGCCUUCAUUCAGCAGCUGGAGGAGGUGGUUUCCUCCAGAUUUCCCUGGGUGAAGGUGGGAUUGGUUCAUAAGAAGAUCAAUCUUGUGGAGUCGACAGUAGCCUGGGAACACGAGCGCUACAGCCUGCGUAGGAUCCUCGGCUUCACUCUGUCUCAUCUGGAAGAUCCCAAAUCUGAGCUGCGUGGCUCUAUACUGGACACUAUGUCACAAGUGGAUUUCAGAAAGCUUAAGCGUAAUGGCAUCAUCAUAGCAGAAGCACUGGCGCGGUUUAUGUACAAUCUCUCUGAUAAGGGUUCACCAAAGGAUGUGCAGGUUUUCAAAGGCCAGCUGGACUUCCAGGACAGCCGCAUUUCCAGUUUGCUGUCCUUCUUGACAUCAGUCCCUCGGGCCGCCCAGCUGCUGGAUAAAGAACCCGGUCACAUCCUGCUGGUCAAUUCACUGGAGCACGAAUUCAAACGUUACCUGCAGCAAGUUUACAGACAUACCUUCCGACAGGACAAGAGGGACCCUGACAUCACUUUUUUUGAUCAAAUGAACCAACCAAUAGUGAUGUACAGAGUGAAGCCUGCUGCCUUUGACCUGUUCCUGGGUGGCUGCAUCGCUGCUUAUUUGGGGAUUGUUUACUAUGCAAUCCAGAAUUUUGGUUUUCUCUACACAAAACUGAAAGCGGCAGUGAAAUCCAAGCACCAGUAAAUACCCCAAGACUGCGAAUACCGAGUUUCUGACAAGGACUUUGAUGUCUGCUCUGUACAAGUUGGACGUUUGCUUCACUGGCUGUGUGAAGAACUUGAAACAAUGUGACAUGAAUCUUCUCAGAAUUAUCAUAUGCACAACCUUAAAUAUGCAUUUUCUUUGAAAUGCGUAUUAUUUUAAAGAUGUUUGUACCUUUCAUUAUACAUAAAGUUUUUGAACUGUGCAAAAUGAUUUGACAUGAAUA
This is a messenger RNA of Stegastes partitus (bicolor damselfish), 1894 nucleotides long. Its product is annotated as nicalin-1. Lineage: Eukaryota; Metazoa; Chordata; Actinopteri; Pomacentridae. The transcript has 15 exons. Gene Ontology annotation, biological process: regulation of signal transduction. Bases 1 to 1650 code for a protein of 549 amino acids. The record is from RefSeq and is a predicted model, not a curated record. Gene Ontology annotation, cellular component: membrane.